CUGAGCGGUGACUGGCGGGUUAACCGCCGGGGGGCGAGGCUCAGCACUGCAGGCGGAAGCGGUGUCCACAGAUCCCGGUGCUUCUGCGCGUCUCUCCGCUUCCUCCCGAGAUCCGCGGCCCCCGGCCAGGAGGGAGGCCAGGCGAGGUCAGUCCUUCUGGGAGCUCCACUUACAAGAGAGGCGUCCAGCAAGACUCUCCGGGGGAGUCAGUCGGCUGCACACCUCCAUGGGCCAGACGGCCCUGGCAGGGGGCGGUAGCAGCACCCCCACCCCGCAGGCCCUCUACCCUGACCUCUCUUGUCCGGAGGGCUUGGAGGAGCUCCUGUCGGCUCCCCCUCUUGAUCUGAGGGCCCAAAGGAACCACGGCUGGAACCCCAAGGACUGCUCCGAGAACAUUGUGGUCAAGGAAGGGGGUCUGUGCUUUGAGCGGCGGCCGGUGGCCCAGAGCACGGAUGGGGCACGGGGAAAGAGGGGCUACUCGCGGGGCCUGCACGCCUGGGAGAUCAGCUGGCCGCGGGAGCAGAGGGGCACUCACGCCGUGGUGGGCGUGGCCACGGCCAGCGCCCCACUUCAGGCUGACCACUAUGCGGCGCUGCUGGGCAGCAACAGCGAGUCGUGGGGUUGGGACAUCGGGCGAGGGAAGCUGUACCACCAGAGUAAGGGGUCUGACGCUCCGCGGUAUCCAGCCCGACCUCAGGGUGAGCAGCUGGUGGUGCCGGAGAGGCUGAUGGUGGUACUGGACAUGGAGGAGGGAACUCUGGGCUACGCUGUUGGGGGCACCUACCUGGGGCCAGCCUUCCGCGGACUGAAGGGCAGGACCCUCUAUCCCGCUGUAAGCGCAGUCUGGGGCCAAUGCCAGGUCCGCAUCCGCUACCUGGGCGAGAGGAGAGCGGAGCCACACUCCCUUCUGCACCUGAGCCGCCUGUGUGUGCGCCACACCCUGGGGGAUACCCGGCUUGGCCAAGUGUCUACUCUGCCCUUGCCCCUUGCCAUGAAGCGAUACCUGCUCUACCAGUGAUACCACCCCAAUCCUGGAUCUAUAGAGCCAGUGAAGGCUGGGCGCUUUCUGCUCUGGGGAGCUCAACAGGACCACAGGCACCCAGACCAGCCUGGUGAGAAGAUAUUCCAGGCUGUACAAAGCUGGGUAUUCAAGAUCUUUUUCAAGUAAAAAUAAGGUGGGCUGGGGAUUUAGCUCAGUGGUACAGUGCCUGCCUAGCAAGCAUGAGGUCCUG
Octodon degus (degu) is the source of this 1232-nucleotide messenger RNA. It is a transcript of the gene Spsb2, whose product is annotated as splA/ryanodine receptor domain and SOCS box containing 2. Gene Ontology annotation, cellular component: SCF ubiquitin ligase complex. Gene Ontology annotation, molecular function: protein binding. The record is from RefSeq and is a predicted model, not a curated record. Gene Ontology annotation, biological process: intracellular signal transduction; proteasome-mediated ubiquitin-dependent protein catabolic process. NCBI's taxonomy places the organism in Eukaryota, Metazoa, Chordata, Mammalia, Rodentia, Octodontidae. The transcript has 3 exons. The coding region runs from base 227 to 1018 and encodes 263 amino acids.